CCCUCAUGAUACAUAGAAGGGUUCACACAGGGGAGAAGCCAUAUAAAUGCUUGGAGUGUGGGAAGAACUUCUCUCAAAGUGGUGACCUCAUUAAACAUCUAAGGAUUCACACAGGGGAGAAGCCAUAUGAAUGUCUGGAGUGUGGGAAGAGCUUCUGCUACAGUAGUGACCUCACUAAACAUCAAAGGCUUCACACAGGGGAGAAACCAUAUAAAUGCUUGGAAUGUGGAAAGAGCUUCAGACAGCAUGCACACCUUAUUUCACAUCGAAGGAUUCACACAGGAGAGAAACCAUAUAAAUGCUUGGAAUGUGGAAAGGACUUCUCUCACAGUGGCGAUCUCGCUACACAUCAA
This is a messenger RNA of Sphaerodactylus townsendi, 353 nucleotides long. Its product is annotated as zinc finger protein 22-like. Lineage: Eukaryota; Metazoa; Chordata; Lepidosauria; Squamata; Sphaerodactylidae. Gene Ontology annotation, molecular function: RNA polymerase II cis-regulatory region sequence-specific DNA binding; DNA-binding transcription factor activity, RNA polymerase II-specific. The annotation marks the transcript as partial. The transcript is spliced from 2 exons. Gene Ontology annotation, cellular component: nucleus. The record is from RefSeq and is a predicted model, not a curated record. Gene Ontology annotation, biological process: central nervous system development; regulation of transcription by RNA polymerase II.